Messenger RNA from Hordeum vulgare subsp. vulgare (domesticated barley), 879 nucleotides. Its product is annotated as CST complex subunit STN1-like. Lineage: Eukaryota; Viridiplantae; Streptophyta; Magnoliopsida; Poales; Poaceae. Gene Ontology annotation, cellular component: chromosome, telomeric region; site of double-strand break; DNA replication factor A complex. The coding region runs from base 272 to 742 and encodes 156 amino acids. The transcript has 2 exons. The record is from RefSeq and is a predicted model, not a curated record. Gene Ontology annotation, molecular function: nucleic acid binding. Gene Ontology annotation, biological process: nucleotide-excision repair; double-strand break repair via homologous recombination; DNA replication.
CUGCUCCCAGCACAGCGCCUCUGAACGGUGCGGCGCGCGGCCGGGCGGACCGUAACCUAGCCGGCGUGCCGGCGCCGCCACUAGAUGCUGUCCGCCGCAAUCCCGCACCAUUCAGUGCUCAAUCCCCGGCGCCCCGACCUGAAGACCGCUCGGAGCCCGUGAAUCGCCUCGCCCGGUCGUCCCCGGGGCUCAGGCUGUCGAGGCGUCUCCACUUCCACGGGCAGGCUUCAAGCUGCUUCACCCGAGUUCCAGAGCAAGGGCAAGACUCGGCAUGGACUCCCUUCAUCUUGUGCACGUCAAGCUUCUGGCUGCCGACCUUCUCACGCUAACCCCCCGACAUACGUCGCCGGCUUCCUUUGUUCGCGGUGGCCGUACAGUUGCUCGUGCCGAGGUUGUUGGGGUCGUUGUUUCACGUGACCGCAGGGAGAAGUUUCUGCGCUUCCUGGUUGAUGAUGGCACUGGCUGCGUACCAUGUAUCCUGUGGCUGAACCACCAGUACCUGAAUGCAAACAGCUCAUCCGAUUCUGAUCCAACUGGAGAGAUGGCAUCGAAAAUGUCGGAGGUGGUACGCCUGGGCACCCUGUUGAGGGUUCGUGGGAGGAUUGUCAUGUAUCGUGGUGCAAUUCAGAUUGCGGCUAGAGACGUGGUCCUAGAGGAGGACCCUAAUGUGGAGGUUCUACAUUGGUUACAGUGCGUUCACAUGGCCAAGGAAUGUUACGAUCUGGCACUACCUUCUGUUUGAGGUGUGCCUUGGAGGAUCUCAUGCUCUAUAAUGAUCCCAAACUGUAUGGUGGUUAUUGUUGAGCCAACUUUUUAUAACGCGAACCAGCGUGUGUAUGGCAAACAUCGUUAAUUAAAUGCCUUUUUUGGCCGGCUGCA